Messenger RNA from Cornus florida, 3027 nucleotides. RefSeq lists its product as uncharacterized. NCBI's taxonomy places the organism in Eukaryota, Viridiplantae, Streptophyta, Magnoliopsida, Cornales, Cornaceae. The transcript has 7 exons. Bases 1 to 3027 code for a protein of 1008 amino acids. The record is from RefSeq and is a predicted model, not a curated record.
AUGAAAGAUGGAUUUUUCCAGGUCCAGUUUCCUUCAAAGGAUGAUCUAUUACAGGUGUUAUCGAGAUUCCACACUUUUCAACGUCGUGCUAUUAUAGUGAAAAAAUGGCAUAAGAGUUUCCAACUUGAAUGUGAUAUUCUAUCUUCAGUGCCUAUUUGGAUGAAGGUGUAUGAUCUCCCUGUGCAUGCUAGAAGUGGUAUAUCGGUGUCAAAGGUGGUCUCUAAUAUUGCAAAACCUCUAUAUAUGGAUGCUAUUACUCUUAGUCGUGAGCGAGGAUUGUAUGUUCGCGUUUUAGCAGAAAUGGAGGUGGAUGGAAAUUUUCCCGAAACCAUCCAAACUCGAUUACAUGGAGUGAAAUUCAAAGUCCAAAAUGAGUAUGAAUGGAAACCCCAAGUGUGUAGUUUAUGUAAAAAAAUGGAACACUCUGAAAAUAUGUGUCCACUGAAUAAAAUCAAAGUCACUAAAUCGAAGGAACAGUGGGUGGUGAAGAAAUCAGUGAAGGGAAAAGAAGUGUGUGUUGAUCAGAAUUUGAGUUUGAUUAUUACUGAUAAAAUUUCGGAGGAGUUGGAGGAGGGUUUUACUAUUCCAAGAAAAUUAAGAGGGAAGAAAAGAGUUUCUCCAGUGUCUCAAAAUCCGAUUAUUGCUAAGAAUGCAUUUCAGGUGCUUAAUGAAAGUGUUGAGAGUGAGGAUUCUAUAGUUCCUAUGGAUAUUGUAGGGACUACAGAGUUUUUAGUUUCAGAAUUAGAUAAGGUGAAGGCUACUGGUGGUAUUUCUGACAUAAAGGAAGAUGACAACCAAGCUGAGGUUAAUCCGUUAAUGCUGGAAGCUGCUAAGAAUGUUGUGCAAGAAGUCCAGGCUAAUGGAAAAAAGGUUGCUGAUGCUGUUGUUCUGAUAGUUCUUGCUGAUGGAAAAAAGGCUGAAGAUGAUGCUGCUGUGAUAGCUCCGGUAUCUCUUGAAGGGAGUGUCUCAUCCAAGAAACAAAAGAAAAGGAAGAAAAAAGAAAUUGAAGUGGAUUCAAGUGUAGAGAUUACAGGGACUGUUUCUAGAUUUUUUGUUACUUUUGUUUAUGCUAAUAAUACUGCUAGGGAAAGGACAGAUCUUUGUAAGUCAUUAAUGGAGAGUCUUCCACUUAUUAAUGGUCCAUGGAUGCUGAUUGGGGAUUGGAAUAUUGUUCGAUGUAACUCUGAGAAGCUGGGAGGUAGAUACCAUUCUCCAAGAGUUUUUGCUGAAUUUAAUCAUACCAUUGAUUCUUUAUGCUUAACUGAUAUUCCUGUGACAAAUGGGACUUAUACAUGGUUUAAUAAUAGAUUCUUAAAUAGAAGAAUUUAUGCUAGAUUGGACAGAGGAUUAAUGAAUGAGGAGUGGGAUCAGACUUAUCCAAAUGCUCAAAUAGUUUUGACUCCUCCUCUGACUUCUGAUCAAUGGGGAUUAAUCCUUCACUUACCAAUGAAGAUUGCUGAUGGUCCUAAACCAUUUAGAUUUUUGACAGUAUGGAACAAGGAAAUUGCUGUUAAGGAUAUUAUUUCUGAUGUGUGGAAUUUGAAGACCGAUGGGGAUCCUAUAAAGAAGAUGCUUUACAAGUUAAAAUUAGUUAAGCAGACAGUUAAACAGUGGAACAAGGAUAAAUUUGGUUCUCAAGAAGAAGAAGGUAGGAGGAAAUUGGAAGCUACUAUUUCUAAUGAGGCUUUAACUCUGGCUCAGAAAUCUAGAAUUCAAUGGGUGAAAGAUCAAGACAGAUGCUCUAAAUAUUUUUUCCAGAAAAUAAAACAGCACCGACAAGGGAAUAAUAUCACAGAAAUUCAUGAUGAAGGGGAGGUUUUUACUGAUCCAACUUUGAUUAAGACUAAGUUUGUUGAUUAUUUUAAGUCUGCUUAUGCAAACUUUCAGCCUGCAUCUCAAAUUCCUCAAGCUAAAUAUAUUAGGAAAAGACUUGUGACAGAUGAAAUUGAAAGGUUAGAGGAGGUUGUGUUAAAGGAGGAAAUCAAAAGCACAGUUUUGGCUAUGGGCUCGGAUAGAGCUCCUGGUCCAGAUGGAUUUUCCACUAGGUUCUUUCAACAGUUUUGGGGUAUUGUUGGAGAGGAAUUCACUGAUGCAAUUCUUCAAUUCUUUGAUCAUCCAGAAAUGGGAAGAGGCAUCAAUAGAAUUAUGGAAGCUGAGGUUCAAAGUGGUAAAGUUAUUCCAACUGAAGCUGCAGUUAAAUCUGGAAUACCUAUUACGCAUCAAUUUUUUGCUGAUGAUUUGUUGAUAGUUUUUGAAAAAGCUUUAGGUUUAGCAGUAAGUAAGGAGAAAUCCGAGGUCUUCAUUACUAAUUCAGUUAGGAGGAAAACUGGUAUCAUUAGAUCUCUUGGCUGCAAGGUGGGUAAACUUCCUUUUACUUACCUUGGUUUUCCUAUAUCAGAUAAAAUGGUUAGAAGCAUGGAUUGCAACAAGCUAGUAGAGAAGGUUAUUUCUCUUACAACUAGAUGGAAUGGUCUUCAUCUUUCUAUAGCUGGUAGAGUGGAAUUGAGCAGGGCUGUAAUUCUUCCAUUGGUACACUAUUGGACUUCUGUUUUUUCCUUACCUGCUGUGAUUAUCAAUAUCAUUGAAAGGAAAAUGAGAAACUAUAUUUGGGGGUAUGUUAAAGACAAGAAAAAGAUGCAUGGUUUGCGCUGGAAUAAAUUUGUUGUUCCUAAAGAGGAAGGGGGUUUGGGUCUAAGAAGAUUGAGGGACAUUGACAAGGCUGCUAAGUGUAGUCUUACUUGGGAUUUUUUGUUAUCCAAAGAUAGAUUGUGGGUGGCUUGGUUUAAGGAAAAUUACUUGAGACAUUCUUCCUUUUGGAAUGUAAUUCCUAAGGAAUCAUCCUCUUCAAUCUGGAAAAUAGCUGGUAGAGAAAUUAUAAAAGAAAAUUGCAGAUAUAGAAUUCGUAAUGGUCAGCAGAUUCAAGUGUUUUUAGAUCCAUGGUGUGAAGGUUUGGAAUGGUAUUUCUGCCAUAGUUGGAUGGAAUUUACAAAGGGUCUUGGAUUUGCAGAACUUGGUAAUGGUGUUUAA